AUGGCCGGUCACACGUCUGUGCAGACCAGCGUGACAAAGUUCCCUCUCUCUGGGAGCCGCCCCGAAUGCCGACAGCGCAACGACGCCGGAGCCGCCAGCAUGUGCCUGUGCAGGCCCUUUGCAGCCACCGCAGCCGAAAGCCGCCAGACGCUCAAUUCUUGUUCAUCAUCGGCUUGUCGCACGUCAUCCGCAUUCGAUCCGCCUCGACUCAACCCUCUCGCACCGCUUCUCCCCCCUCUUCUCCCGACGACCCAUAUAAAUACGCAUUCGGCCUUUGCACAACGCCUGGUCGAAAACACUCUCUGCGAUCGAGAUUCAUCGUCAAUUGGCUGCGCUGCACUUCCGGAGACGAUUGGAUUUGGUAAUUGCCAGAGUCCAAGCAUCAUUAGCCGGCAAUUUGACCAACUGCCGCAUCCUCUUCUUGGCUCUCUUCACAACAACAUCAACAACAACAACCCUGAGCUCGCCAUUAUCGCGCACCCACCGCUCGACACCUUCGAGCAACUCUACCCGGUAGCGAUGCCCUACCGCCUGGACACACACGUGUUAACAGUGGAUGCGAACGUCAUUCACAAGGUCGACACCGGCAACCCUGCCAAUCUGUAUUCUAUGUGGACAGUCUUCUCCCGCUGUGCCGAUUCAGUAGAGCAAGGCCGCCGACUAGAGAACCUGAGCUGGAGGCUUUGGCAGCGAGAGCAGCUCAUCGACAGCGCCCACAAGACAUCACCGGUCCUGUCAGCCCCCGCAGCGCCCCGAGCCAUUCCCUCAGAGGCCAAACUUCCCGAGCUCCCUCAACUCUCCGGCAGCGUCGACUCCCUUGUGGACGAGGACGCUCUCGACUUCAACUGCGUAUCAGCUCCCCUGGAGAUCCGCCCCAGGAUACAGCGACUGGACUCUUCCGCCAGCCGACGGGAUCGCCACAUCAGCUCCGACGACUUUGAGAAGAUGGUCGUCUCCAUUGUCAAGGACAAGGCUCCCCUUUCCGCCCCCUCCCAAGCCUCUCUGAGCAAGCCGGUCGAGUCCAUGACCCGAUCUGGCUCUACCACCACCGAAUCCCGCUUCUCCGAACAGCCCUCUGAGGUCUCCCUGGCAUCCGAGAUGGAGUCCUCGGCCCCCAAAGACCUGCCCGUCUUCCAAACCACCCUCCCUCCCAAGCCCUCCGCCUCCAACGACGACUGCCUUCCCGAACCCAGCUCAUCACCCGCCCACAAGCCCGUCCAGUCCAAGAAGCAGCCCGCCAAGUUUUCCCUUGGUGGCGUCUCUUACUCGUCGAGCGAGUGUGACCAGCAGAGCGUCGACGCUCGCAAGUCUCUCAUGGCUCCCCCCAAGAAGCCCACCUUCCAGCUUGGUGGAUCCUCAGAGGAAGACAGCUCCGUCGCCAGCGGCCGCCGUGCCCUGCCAUCCGCGGCGAAGCAGACGUCGUUCAGCAACAACAACAUCACCCACCACCUCGAUGCCGAGUCUGCCAUUGACUCCGACACCGAGGGCGAGUACGUUGACGAGAGCGCCAUUGACGACGAUGACGACUCCUCUGACUGGGAGGACUCCAUCGACGAGAGCGGCAAGCCCAGCGUUGAUGAGAAGUUCUUCCAGCGCGUCCCGUCCAAGGCUAACCUGACGUCGCGACCAUCGCUCAUCACCCUGAUGCUUGCGCAGAACGACCGCGCCAUGAACCUCGGCAACCAGGCCUCCCAGUCCACUUCGGCUCUCUCCAGGACACGGUCUGCCAUGAACGGGCCCUCCAUGGCUGGCUCGCCCAACGACUCCGACGAUGGUCCCCUCAUGAUGAAAGGCAUGCGCCAGUCAACACUCAAGCCCAUCAAUGAGAUUCCCCGAUCCACUGCCCAGCCCAUUGCCGCGACGGCCAACCACGUCCACGCUCAGGCUGCGCUCUCUCCCCGCACCACCCGCCGCAACAUGCUUGCCACCGAGCUCACCGAGUCUCUUCGCCGCCACCUCCUCUGGGAGCGACAGCAGAAGUCGUCCACCGCCAACGCUGUCCUCAAGCGCCGCCACACAUCGCACGAUGUGGCCAACCUGAAGCAGUACCCAGAGAGGCCGUGCUUGAAGCAGAGCGAGGAUGUCAACGCGAGCAGCUGGAACCAGUACUUCACCAAGGAGGCCAACAACGGCUACCACUCCAAGGGCUGGUAA
Trichoderma citrinoviride is the source of this 2154-nucleotide messenger RNA. Its product is annotated as DUF1752-domain-containing protein. The coding region runs from base 1 to 2154 and encodes 717 amino acids. Gene Ontology annotation, cellular component: cytoplasm. Gene Ontology annotation, biological process: mitochondria-nucleus signaling pathway; negative regulation of transcription by RNA polymerase II; regulation of nitrogen utilization. The record is from RefSeq and is a predicted model, not a curated record. The transcript is spliced from 3 exons. Lineage: Eukaryota; Fungi; Ascomycota; Sordariomycetes; Hypocreales; Hypocreaceae.